Pelagomonas calceolata is the source of this 1228-nucleotide messenger RNA. NCBI's taxonomy places the organism in Eukaryota, Pelagophyceae, Pelagomonadales, Pelagomonadaceae. The record is from the annotation of a GenBank genome assembly.
GGGCUCAACGCUGCCCUCGCAAAGCCUGCCCCGCUGCCUCGUAAAGCCGCCCUGAGGCACAUACGCAUUCGCCAGGGCCAUUCGGGAGCACCAGACCCGCAGCCAGCACCGCGAAGCACCACCGCGGCCGCCGGCGCGAGACCUUGGGCAGCCACCCCACAAGCACUCGAAGCCGCCGCCCGCGGCGCGCCCGAGCACGCUCACAGCAGCCGCCCGCGCCGCCGGCGCGAAGGACACGAGCGACCAUGGCCGACAACCCCGAGGACACGGGCAAGGACUUCUACCAGAUUCUGGGGAUCAGCCGAGCGGCCACCGAUGCGGAGAUCAAGAAGGCCUACCGCAAGCUGGCCAUGCGCUGGCACCCCGACAAAAAUCCCGACAAGGCCGACGAGGCCCUCGCGGUCUUCCAGGACGUCGGCGAGGCCUACACGGUCUUGACAGAUAAGCAGAAGAAGGCCGUCUUCGACCAGUACGGCUAUGAAGCGCUCCGGGACGGCGUGCCCGACGACACGGGUGGGUACCAGGGCGGCUGGACCUACACGCAGAACGCGCGCGAGAUCUUCACGGAGUUUUUUGGUACGGACAAUCCCUUCGCUGAUUUCGGCUUUGGUUCGGACGUGCCCUUCGCGUCGCGGAUGGCCAAGGCCGGCCCGACGAAGAUGAAGGCCAUCGCGCGGCCCAUGGAUUGUAGUCUGGAAGAGCUGUACUGCGGCUGCCUCAAGACCUUCAACGUCACGCGCAAAAGGUUAGUCCAACCGGUCGAAGACGAAGAUAACCCGAUCUAUGAAGAUGUGACGAAGAAGCUGACGGUGGCCAUCAAGCCGGGCUGGCGGGCGAAGACCAAGGUCACGUUCCCCGGCGAGGGCGACGAGGGUCCCGGGAUCAUUCCCGCGGAUAUUUGCUUUUCGGUGCGGGAAUUGCCCCAUGCCCACUUCACGCGGGAUGGGUUGAACCUACUCUACAUCCACACUAUAUCACUGUCGAGCGCGUUAUGCGGCCACACGGUGAACAUCAAGCACUUAGAUGGACGGACGCUGAACGUGUCUUGUCCGGAGGUCGUCCAGCCGGGCUACGAGAAGGUUGUAAAGGGAGAGGGCAUGGUCAAGGGCGAGGACCGGGGCGAUCUCACCAUUAGGUUCAACAUCGAGUUCCCGAAGUUCCUCGAGGGGCCGCAGAAGGAGCACAUCCAGAAGGCGCUCGGGCUCUAGUUGCGUAAGGUUUCAAACAC